Molecule: messenger RNA, 938 nt
Organism: Hibiscus syriacus
Lineage: Eukaryota; Viridiplantae; Streptophyta; Magnoliopsida; Malvales; Malvaceae
Product: WUSCHEL-related homeobox 13-like
Exons: 2
Coding region: 143-826 (227 amino acids)
Molecular function (GO): DNA-binding transcription factor activity; DNA binding
Source: RefSeq, a predicted model, not a curated record
UCCUCUCUGCUAAUUUAUGCAGUUUUUCGCUCCCUUAAUUGCUCGUUUUAUAAUCAAGUAUUUGCAAUUCCCAUCUUUGUUGCCGCUUCUUUCUCCAUAAAUCGAAACUGGGUUUCCAAGGGCAAGCUUAUUUCCCGCGAAAAUGGAGUGGGAAAAUCAAGAGAUGCAACAAGCAGACGAGGAUUUGCAGUACCAAACCCAGAAUGGGGUUUGCGGGAAAGUGAUGACCGAUGAACAGGUCGAGGAAUUGAGGAAACAGAUCGUUGCUUACGCCGCCAUUUCUGAGCAGCUCGCCGAGUUACACAAAUCAAUAUCUGUCCACCACGAUUUCACUGGAAUCAGACUGGGGAAUCUAUAUUGUGACCCGAUAUUAUCAAUUGGCCACAAAAUCACCGCGAGACAGCGAUGGACUCCGACCGCGCUGCAACUCCAGAUUCUCGAGAAUAUAUACGAGCAAGGAACCGGGACUCCGGGCAAGCAGAAAAUCAAGGAGAUAGCAGCUGAACUAGCACAGCACGGUCAGAUCUCCGAAACGAAUGUGUACAACUGGUUUCAGAAUCGUCGUGCUCGUUCGAAAAGAAAGUCAAAGGCAUCCUCUGGUUCCGGCAACGGAGAACCAGGGGCACGAACGGAAGAUGUGGGGGCAAAGGAUCAGAGGACGAAACCGGUGAGUUCAGACUUGGUUAAUAACAUUGCAAACGGGGUUGAAAGCUUCUAUUUCCAGAAUUCUGAUACAGGAAUCGAUCAGCUGAUUGGGAAAGUGGAAUCGUCACGAGGCUAUGAUUCUUACACUAAUCUAGUCGAACAAUAUGGCUUGCUCGGAUGAUUUCUUGCCAUGGUUUUAUUGAACCUCUUGGUUUUGAUUUAGGAAAGAUGAGAUUAACAAUCACAACAGCUUGAUCAUAUUAGAGUAUUUAGUUAAGCAAACGUAGAGUUGU